AUGUUCUGUGGAUCAGUGAGCCAUCUUGUAUUUUUCUGAAUGCACCUUUGCAACCGCGGUUGUCCAACUUUAGGGGCGGAAGCUUAUUAAGAUUUCGAUCUUAUUUCGCUUCCAUUUAUCUUACCAUUAGCUUGUGAACUGCCACAUAGAUAUAGAGAGAAACUCUAGGUAAAUUCAGGGCCAGGAUGGCUGCACGAAAUGUGGCCAAAAGGGAAUUGGAUGAUGGUAGGGUAAAGAUUGACCCAGAAGAGGCGGAAAUUAUAAUAAUUGAAAGCGUCAACGAUUCCGAGGACGAGGCACACGAUCAAAUAAUUUCCCGAGAGAACAUUCCUCACAUUCUACAAAACUACUCCAAGGCAAAUGGAAACGUCCAGCUGGUCCAGUUGGAUGAUGGAGAGUAUUCGUAUAUUAUUGAAAACACUAAUGAAUGUGAGUCCGGCGUUCAGUACAAUGUGACUGAUAAUGACCAUUACAUCAUCGAAGAAUACCAGGAGGACUCAGAGGAAACUGCUGCUGAGCUUCCUGAGUUCGAAACCAUGUAUAUUGAGUCUGUGGAGUCACCUCAUGAAGUCUACACAUUAUGCGAAGAGGAUGAAACCAGUGUGGCUGAUGAAGAUCAGGAGAUGGUAGUGGAUGAAGAAAGUGAGAUGAUUCCUGAUAAGCAAGAAGUAAAGGCAAAUGACAAUAAAUCGUCUAAACUCUCAAACAUAUUUAUAAAAGUCCGAAAACAAUCUACCAAAGCAGAGCAUGUAAGCGAAGAUCAGGCGCAAGUUACUGAAGAGAAAUGCAUUAAUCCUGAGACAGUUGAGCAGGAUUCUAAGACGAUGCAGCAAGAAGAAGAGAUAUCUUCCAUGGACUUUUUGUAUGAAUGUGGUAUUUGCGGCAAGACCUUUUCCAGUGCAACAGGAGUGAAAUGGCACAUUAGUGCCAGCCACAUUGAUUCACCAGCUCCCACUACCGACCAAUUGUCGUUUUCGCUAUGUGCUUGUUGUGGGGAACCAUCAGACUCAGCUCAUACGACCGGAGACUUCAAUUGCGAUGAGUGUGGCAAACUGUUCAUCUAUCAGAACUCUUUGGACAGACACAAGAGCAUCGAACACCCAGUUGGGGAUAAAUAUUUAUGUUACGAGUGCAAGAAAGUGUUCUGUAGAAAGGACCUUCUGGUGGAACACACAAAAGUUCACUCAUUAAAGGCGGUGAAGUGCGGCGAUUGCGGCCGGGAGUUUUCGAGAAAGUUCCAUUUGGACCGACAUAUUGGGCAAACUGGCUGCAUGGGAUUGGUCAAGAAAGUCUACGACUGCAGAGUCUGCAAUAAAACAUUCACACGCAAAGACAAUCUAGCCGACCAUCUGAAGGCGCAUGCAGGAAUAGCGAUGAAGAGAAGAAAGCCGAGCACCUGCGAAUUUUGCUUGAAGGAGUUCAGCGGAAUCUCGCUCCUGCAAAUCCACAUCCGAACGCAUACAGGGGAACGACCAUUUGCUUGCGAUGUUUGCGAGAAGAAAUUUGCAUCUGCAGGCGCUAUGACGAAACAUCGACGGAAACAUACCGGGGAGAAACCCUAUAUAUGUCCUCAGUGCGGGUCUCGAUUUGCCGCGAAAGAGACGCUGAAUCGCCACUGGCGAAUCCAUACCGGGGAUAAACCACAUAAAUGCAGGUUUUGUGGAAAAGGAUUUAUCCAACCAUCUCAGCUCAGAGCGCACAUUUUCCACCACACUGGGGAGAAUGCCUACAAUUGCCCGCAUUGCAAUCGGGCUUUUAACCGAAAAUUGCGCCUCACCACCCACAUCAAGUUCAUGCACGAAGGGGCUGCGCCCACACCCUGUCCAGAACCAGGCUGCGGGAAGACUUUCUUCCGCAAAGAAGACAUCCAUCGGCACUUGAUAACGCAUAGCGGCGAAAGGCCAUACGAAUGCGAGGUAUGUAAGAAGCGCUUUGCGGUUAAAUCGUCGUUGCGAGUGCACCGAAACAUUCAUCGAAAGGAAGCGCCGGUGUCUUGCGAGGUAUGCAACAGGGCGUUUAUCCGGAAGGAUUGCCUUAUGAGGCAUAUGCGAGCUCGGCACAGAGAUGUUCUGGAAGAUAUCGUAACAAACGUUGAGAAGAAGCGACUGCAAACCCAAUUAUUCCAGGCAGUGGCCAAUGCAGCCAACACGGAAUCCUUGAAAAAGUCGAUAGUUUGGAACGAGUUGACCUUAACUGAAUCAAUCAAGGAACUUCUGACUCUGCUGGUUGAUGACGAUUGCCUAUUGGAGUUGGGUCAUCCAGAUGCUCCAGUAGAUCGCGUUUUGGAAACGGUCAUUCGACGAUGCGGCCACACGCCUGCUUCGGAGAGUGAUUUUGACUACAUCGGAAAAAUACGCGAAAAUGUCAAGCUGCUUUUCACGGCGGUGAUCGACGAUAACUCCAUUAAAGACCUGCUGAAAAGUCAUACAAUAGACGAUGUUAUUAUGCACGUUUUAAAAUUGGCUAGGAAGCGGGCUGAUGGCACACUUUCGGACGCUGAUGAUAAUGACCAUGCAGAUGAUCCAGAUCCAUUGGGUAAUCAUACUGAUGAGGAUUCCAGUUCCGUGGAAUAGAAACACCGUUCUUCAAAGAAUUAGUUGAGGUUUUUAAUUUCUCAUUUUGAGUGUUUUAUUACAAGGUUGUUGCAUCUGAAAUUCACAAAUGUAAUAUAAAAUAUAACUACCCUUUUAAA
Molecule: messenger RNA, 2692 nt
Organism: Dendroctonus ponderosae (mountain pine beetle)
Lineage: Eukaryota; Metazoa; Arthropoda; Insecta; Coleoptera; Curculionidae
Gene: su(Hw)
Product: zinc finger protein 569
Exons: 17
Coding region: 186-2573 (795 amino acids)
Source: RefSeq, a predicted model, not a curated record